This is a messenger RNA of Acanthocheilonema viteae, 735 nucleotides long. Lineage: Eukaryota; Metazoa; Nematoda; Chromadorea; Rhabditida; Onchocercidae. The record is from the annotation of a GenBank genome assembly.
AUGACAAGCGCAGUACGUUCGGUACGUUUCAGUGAAGAUUUACCGAGAGUAUCUCAUAACAGUACAGUGGUAAAAAAUGUAACUGAAUCUUAUGAGAAAGCUUCUCAAAUACCGGUACAACUUCCACGAGUGUACGAUGAUGCUCUUUAUAGUCCGUAUGAUGUUUAUACUGCAGCUAGCAUAGGUGAUGCACCAAUGAUUGAGGCACAAUUGAAGACGGGUUUCGAUGCAAAUCGUUUGAAUGGAAGCGGAUGGAGUUCAUUGAUGUAUGCCGCUUAUCUUGGACAUGAAGCAGUUUGUGCAUUACUGCUUAAAUCAGGAGCAUUGGUAGAUUUAUGUAAUGCAAGUGGACAAACAGCUCUAAUGCUUGCUGCUACAUGUGGAAAUUUAGCUGUUGUACGAUUAUUAAUACGAAAAGAUGCUGUAAUUGAUAAGCAGGAUAAUAUGGGAGAUACAGCGCUUGCUUAUGCAACUGCUUGCUCACAGGCUAGUAUUGCGGAAGCUUUGUUGGAUAAUGGCGCUAAUCCUAAUAUUCCCAAUUUGCAUGGUAUGACACCGACAUUAACUGCAUGCUGCAUUGGACACGAACUUACACUUCUUGUAUUGCUGCAGAAUGAUGGUGAUCCGAAAUUAAAGAAUUCAAAAGGUGAAAAUGGUGAAGCUUUAGCUUUCGACAAUCCAAAAACCAUCGCUAUUUUGAGGGAUCCUCCGCGGGUAAUCUAUUUAAUUCCAUAA